AUGCUGCCCAAGGCGGCGACGUCGCGGUUGCUCCCCGCCUCAUCGACACUCUCCGUCCAGACUCUCGCGUCCAUCUGCUCACGGAAAGCAACCAAGGCCGAUUACCCUCUCGCUAGCUCUAUUUCCAAUAACAUCCCAAUCUACGACCUACCCAAGUUCUCCGGCCUUUCCCCGUCCCAACGCAGUGAGCUCCAGAAUGAGUGGUAUCAAGUCUUACUCCAUGGCCCAGGCGUCUUCGUCACAGCUGGACUAUACCGAGACAAGGCGCUCCUGAACGAGGUCAAUGGCGUCUACGUGUCAAUCAUCGAGGCAGAGAAGCGAAACGCCGCAGCAAAGGGCGAUCAUUUCGCGGCCGGCGGGAAGAACGACCGCAUCUGGAACUCGUUCAGCAAGCACGCCCUUGCCGACCCCAAGUCAUUCGCCGCCUACUACUCCAACCCGUAUCUCGCCCUCAUCUCCUCGUCCUGGCUCGGCCCCGGGUACCGCAUCACCGCCCAGGUCAACAACGUGAAGCCCGGCGGCAGCCCGCAGGAGUGCCACCGCGACUACCACCUGGGCUUCCAGUCGCAGGCCGCCGCGGCCCAGUACCCGCGGGCGGUGCACCUCUCCAGCCAGUUCCUCACCCUCCAGGGCGGCGUGGCGCACGUGGACGUGCCGCUCGAGACGGGGCCGACGCGGCUGCUGCCCUACAGCCAGACGUACGAGGAAGGGUACAUGGCGUGGUGCGAGGCCGAUUUCAGGGCGUACUUUGAAGCCAACUACGUGACGGUGCCGAUGGCGCAGGGGGACGGGCUGUUCUUCAACCCGGCGCUGUUCCACGCCGCGGGCGCCAACUCGUCGGCGGACGUCAACCGGAUGGUGAACCUGCUGCAGAUCAGCAGCGCGUUCGGCAAGACCAUGGAGACGAUCGAGACGGCGCCGGUAGUAGAGAAGUGUUGGGGGGAGAUGGUCAGGCUGUACGGCGAGCAGGGCUGGAGCGACGAGGUCGAGGCGCUGGUGGGUGCAGUUGGGGAGGGGUAUCCCUUCCCGACCAACUUGGACAGGAACCAGCCUGAGCCUAAUGAGCUGACGCCGCCGUCUGAGCAGAGCGUCCUGCGCAAGGCGUUGAAGAACGGAUUGAGCAAGGACGAGGUGAUGGAGGCUCUGCGGAAUCUCCAAGAAAAGUCGAUUGCAUAG
Messenger RNA from Clonostachys rhizophaga, 1176 nucleotides. The record is from the annotation of a GenBank genome assembly. NCBI's taxonomy places the organism in Eukaryota, Fungi, Ascomycota, Sordariomycetes, Hypocreales, Bionectriaceae.